Molecule: messenger RNA, 600 nt
Organism: Cylindrotheca closterium
Lineage: Eukaryota; Bacillariophyta; Bacillariophyceae; Bacillariales; Bacillariaceae
Source: the annotation of a GenBank genome assembly
AUGUACGCAAGACCAAAACAUGCUAAGAAACACCUAACAGCGAUAGUCAGCAGAUCCAUCAACCCAUUCACAACGCUACCGAUCCCAACAGGAGAAGACUGGCGAGAGAAAUGCAACGGAGACCCAGACAUCAGCCACAUCAUCAAGGCAAUCCGCAACAACAAAAAGGUAGACAGAUCAAAGCUCACAAACCCAACGUAUGCCUCAGAACUCAACAGAGAUAAGCUAGAGAUUGAAAACGGCAUCCUAUACCAAUUCGAAGAACCGAAGUCGGCACCAAUGCGUCAACUACGACGAGCGGUCGUCCCACCAAGAUUGAGAGCCACAAUCAUAGCAGCAUACCACGCAUCACCAAUGGCAGGACACGUAGGGUUCCACAAGACGUAUUACAGGAUAGCCGCAAGGUUUUGGUGGCCCGGGAUGGCAAAGGAUAUCAGAGAAGCAGUCCUAGGAUGCGGACAUUGCAAUGCAGCCAACGCGUCGAGCCACAAAAACCAAAAGAUUCUACAACAGACACCAAUAGAAGAACCAUUUGAUGUUGCAUGGACGUUUGGUCGCCAGGAUCAACAAAGAACGCUACCAAACUGUCCACAGCUUUGA